Pyrus x bretschneideri (Chinese white pear) is the source of this 658-nucleotide messenger RNA. Its product is annotated as olee1-like protein. Bases 71 to 571 code for a protein of 166 amino acids. Lineage: Eukaryota; Viridiplantae; Streptophyta; Magnoliopsida; Rosales; Rosaceae. The transcript has 2 exons. The record is from RefSeq and is a predicted model, not a curated record.
AGGGGGAACACCAAACACCAUAUACAAUAAAGAAACAAGAAAUUCAUAACGCCAGUCGAGGGGAAAUAAAAUGGCCAAGGCUUCGGGUAUCGCAGCACUCUUCGUCACCUUGUCCUGCUUCUACUCUCUGGCAUACGCCACCACCGGUGCCGACAUCGAAACUCUAUUUGUGGAGGGCAAGGUGUACUGCGACCCAUGCCGCGUCCAGUUCGAGACUAGACUCAGCACACCCCUCGACGGUGCUACGGUAGCCUUGGAGUGCAGAAGCCGUGAAAAUGGUACAAUGGUAUACAGACUCGAAGGCAAGACCGAUAAGAAUGGCAUCUACAGUCUGCCCGCCGACAAGAACUUUGAGGAGCAGAUCUGUGAGGUGAGGACCGUGAGCAGCCCAACCGGCGAUUGCGCUGACCACUUUGACAUCGAGAAGGCUAGGAUUUUGCUCACUCACAACAAUGGUGUGAAGGCCAUGGCUCGCUACGCCAACCCCCUUGGGUUCAUGAAGAAGGAGAGUACACCAGAGUGUGAGGCAGUUCUUAAGGAAUUGUUCCCCGAGGAGACUGAAGAUCAAUAAAGUAUAUGAUCAUGUAUAACUGAACUCUCCGUCCUCAUUACAAUGUAAACUACUUAAUUAUAUAAUAUUCAUGGGAAGAAAUUAUAA